AUGGCUGCAUUUCCGCAAUCUCACCACGAUCCUCUAAAUAUCCUGAUGGCGCCUUCUCCCCUCCCUGGCCUUCGUGAACAUGAAGCCGCUCCUUCUCUUUUUCCAACCAGGGGAAGCUAUAACUUGGUCCAUGCAAGCAAGGUGUUUCCAAAACGUAUGCCACUCUAUUUAUUGAAGAAGAUAACAAAUGAUUUCUCUGAGGACCGUGAGCUUGGUACUGGUGCAUAUGGAAAAGUUUACAAGGGAGUGCAUAAAAAUGGUGAAACUAUCGCUGUGAAGUUGCUUCAUUCCAUGCCAGGACUUGAUGACAAAUGUUUUGAGGAGGAGUUUCAGAACCUUUCAAGACUCCAACACAAGAAUAUUGUGCGUCUUAUUGGCUUUUGCCAUGAAACUCAACGCGAAUUCGUACCGCAUGAAGGAAACAUGAUUUUUGCUGAUAGCAAACGUAUGGCACUCUGCUUCGAAUAUAUGCAUAAUGGAAGCCUUGACAAGUACAUUUUUGGUAUUAUUGUGCUCUUCUUUUCUUGUAUGAUCAGUUUAAUUCACUUGAAGUAA
Messenger RNA from Miscanthus lutarioriparius, 555 nucleotides. Lineage: Eukaryota; Viridiplantae; Streptophyta; Magnoliopsida; Poales; Poaceae. The record is from the annotation of a GenBank genome assembly.